Emiliania huxleyi CCMP1516 is the source of this 1017-nucleotide messenger RNA. RefSeq lists its product as hypothetical. Lineage: Eukaryota; Haptophyta; Isochrysidales; Noelaerhabdaceae. The transcript is spliced from 2 exons. Bases 1 to 1017 code for a protein of 338 amino acids. The record is from RefSeq and is a predicted model, not a curated record.
AUGUGGAGCGCGCCUUCCAAGCUGCGGUACGGGUGGACGUUCUUCGCGGCGUUGCUGGUCGGGCUGGUGGCCGUCAUCUUUGUCGGCAGCUUUGCGACGGCCCGCGUCGUCUACACCGCCUGCAGCCUCUCCCUGCUCGCCUACCGCGUCUCCUACUACGCCGAGCGCGGCCUCCUCCUCUACUGCGUCGACCUCUGCUACUGGGUCCACCUCGUCGGCCUCGCCGCCCUCUGGCUCGCAGAGCUGCCCGGCGAGUGGGCGCUGGCGGCGCUCGCGUCUGCAGUCGGGCCAGUCGGCGGCGCUGUCUUCAUGCUCCAGUCGCCGCUCCUCCUCCACCACCCGGAGGCGAGAGCGCCCCUCCCCUGCCCCUCCCCGCCUCUGCCGCCCGACGCCUCUCCACGCCCGGCCCUGCGCGCUCAGGCGUUCGAGUCCUUCUUCCUGCACGUGGUGCCAACCUGGGUCGCAUGCGUGGUCGCAUACGUAGUGCGCUGGAGGCUGAUGCCGCCGCUUGCGCCGGAGCUGCUCGCGGUGCGCCACACGAUCCGGCUCGGCUUCACCUCCGUCUACCUGCCGUGGGCUGCCGCCUACCUCCUCUUUCUGCUUGCCAAGCCGUACACGCCCCUCGCGCAGUACGAGACGCUCUUCGACUGGUACACGAGCUCGGUGGCAGGAGGCGGAGGAGGAGGCGGAGGAGGAGGCGGGUCGGACCCGCCGUCGGGCGCGCGCGCCUUUGUGCGUUACGCGUGGAAGCCGAUCGCCUACAUCGUGGCGCACGCGCUGCUGUCGCUGGAGGGGUACGCGGCGGCGGCGCUCUGCCUGCGCUGGGAGGCGGUCAUGCUCGCCUGGAUCGCGAUGAUCUUUGCGUGCAACAUCCUCUACGCCUUCGACUUUUACCGCGCCUCCGCAGACCCCGCGUACCGCCCUGGGAACAAGCUCGUCGCAGGGCUGCGCGAUUCCGCCAUCUCCUGGGCGGUGAUGCUGCCGCUCUGGUACUGCUGCGAGCAGGGCCACCUGUGA